Molecule: messenger RNA, 873 nt
Organism: Cannabis sativa
Lineage: Eukaryota; Viridiplantae; Streptophyta; Magnoliopsida; Rosales; Cannabaceae
Exons: 1
Coding region: 1-873 (290 amino acids)
Source: RefSeq, a predicted model, not a curated record
AUGGCUGAUUCAACUCUAACCGACUUAUUCGACGAGUCUGUCCAAGUUAGUGUGGAUGACAUAACCUGUGAUCUUCACCCAGGCAAAGUUGACCCCCCAAAUGAGCCUUGCAAUAUUAUUUUGGGGAAACUUUUUUGCCACACCAGACUUGGGAAAAAGGCGAUACAGGGUUCUCUGAAAAAUGCUUGGGCAUCCAUUUCUGGAUGGAGCUGGAAAGAACGUGAAGACGGGCUGCUACAAUUUACAUUCAGAACUAGUUUCGAUGCUGAGAAUGUCCUUUUAAGGAGACCCUGGCUUGUGUGUGGAUAUUUACUAGUUCUCAUGCCCUGGCCUUCAUGGCUCACUCCAGAGGAGGUUAAGUUCGACCAUUCGCCAAUAUGGGUCUGGCUUAAAAGCAUCCCUCCAUAUUAUUGGAACAAAACAAACUUGCAGGAGAUGGCAGGAAAAGUUUCGGCAGUGUAUGAACUCCCCUGUCAUAUUGAGAAGAACUUUGAAAGGGGAUCGUUUGGCAUGGGUACUCUCCGGUUUCGAGCCACGGUGGAGCUAUCAAAGCCACUUUUCUCAGGUUUCUUCCUUAGGAGAACAGGGAUUAAGGAUCUUUGGCUUCAAUAUCAAUACGAGAAACUCCCUAGAAUUUGCUAUAAGUGUGGCCUAAUGACACAUGAACAGAAAUUCUGUUUCAAGACUCCAGCUGUGAUUAAAGAUGCCAAAGGUGAGUUUUUCUCAAUGUACGAGAAUUGGAUGGCCGAGGAUGCCAUGGAAAGGUCUCCCUUCCACCUACCUCUACCUAAUUGGUUCAGUGAGUGGAUUGUGAACCAAAAGGCGGCCAAGGAUGAGAAAAGUGAGGCAAUUACUAAAGAACCAGAGAAUUAG